AUGAAACCAGAACAAAUCUCAGACAACGCAGAAGCGACAAUCAAUGAGCAGGCAGUCAAAGUACGAAACUGGGGCCGUUGGGGAACCAAUGAUGUUCUAGGAACUCUCAACUUCAUCACCCCCGAAAAACGACGCAAUGCUGCCACCCUUGUCAAGAAGGGGAUUUCAAUCAGUUGCGCCAUGGAAUUUAAUAAUCGUGGGCCUCAAACUGGUCUUCAUGGACGUACGAAUCCGUUGCAUACAAUGCUGCUCACCGGUCUCGACGACCAAUCCAAACUCCUCCCUCACGGAGUCGGUUUCGCUGACGACGUGAUCUCCAUGCCCUUACAAGCUGGAACACAGUGGGAUGGACUGGGCCACUGUUUCGAUCACGGACAUGCAUUUAAUGGACGUCCGAUGGGGAUUGUUACCUCUUUUGGAGAUCAAGUAACAGGCAUCGAAACAGCGCGCUCACAAAUCGUGUCCCGGGGCGUCCUCCUUGACGUUGGUCGCGCAUACGGUGACGAGCACGGUGAACUCGAAGACGGAUUCGCCAUCAAACCGGAGCAUUUGAAUGGAACUAUUGCCAAGCAAGGAAAUAUUACUGUUGGCACUGGUGAUUUGGUGCUGGUUAGGACAGGGCAGAUGAGUCGGUGUAAACGUUUAAAGGCGUGGGGAGGAUAUGCAGGUGGCGAUGCCCCUGGAAUCUCAUUCACAUCCAUUCCCUGGCUGCACGAAAAGGAAAUCGCUGGUAUCGCGACCGACACGUGGGGGUUCGAAUGCAGGCCUAACGAGAUGCCGGAUGCGUUUCAGCCUGUGCACCAAAUCGUGAUUCCUAAUAUGGGGUUAUUCAUUGGUGAGAUUUGGGAUCUGGAUGCGCUCGCUGAUUCGUGUGCUGAAGAUAACGUGUAUGAGUUCAUGUUGGUUGCUGCGCCGAUUCCGUUUACUGGGGCUGUUGGUGGACCGGUCAACCCAAUCGCGCUCAAAUAA
Synchytrium microbalum is the source of this 969-nucleotide messenger RNA. RefSeq names its product arylformamidase (gene BNA7). Lineage: Eukaryota; Fungi; Chytridiomycota; Chytridiomycetes; Synchytriales; Synchytriaceae. The transcript is spliced from 8 exons. The record is from RefSeq and is a predicted model, not a curated record. Gene Ontology annotation, molecular function: arylformamidase activity. Bases 1 to 969 code for a protein of 322 amino acids.